This is a messenger RNA of Schizosaccharomyces octosporus yFS286, 1606 nucleotides long. RefSeq names its product CtIP-like endonuclease. Gene Ontology annotation, biological process: DNA repair. The record is from RefSeq and is a predicted model, not a curated record. Lineage: Eukaryota; Fungi; Ascomycota; Schizosaccharomycetes; Schizosaccharomycetales; Schizosaccharomycetaceae. The coding region runs from base 464 to 1357 and encodes 297 amino acids. The transcript is spliced from 2 exons.
CGUCGCGGUCUUUUGUUUACAUUUCGUAUGGUUUGUAACACUUUACUUUUCCCAUUCACUAGCUACGUGAAUUAGAAUUGAUCGGCAACUGGAAAUUGGAGGCCGUCCCAUCGAUUUUUGUUGAAGAUUCAAAAUUAAGCGGAAACAAAGUUUUGGUGACGCAGACUCCCCUUUCGAGGAACGUGGAUUUCAUAAAAGGACAAGACCUCUGGAAUCGGCGAAGCCAGUUGAAUCCCACAUUCAUCCAUAUUCUGCAACCAAUGCUUUGUUAUACUCUUUGCAUGUGGAACGUGAAAAGAGGAUUCAGCGUGUAGAGCAAGAAGAAUCCCAAUUUACAGACGAAUAUUACUGCCAGCAGAAUCACGUCCUUAGCGAAACAGCCUCAAGUCGGCAAAAGCAGGUUGAAUAACUUUUCUUUUUCUGCUAUAAUCUUUUACUUUCGCUAGCCUGUUUUCCCUCACUUAUGACCGAACAACCAAAGUCAACUCAUCGACACUGGAGCAACCUGUACCAUGAAUUAGGAAACGCCAUUGAACGUUUGGAAGAAGAAAAUCUUCAACUAAAAACAGAACUUACGUAUGAGAAAAGCAUGCGUCUUCAAUUAGAACAAGAGCUUGCCAAUGAACGUUCUUUGAAAAAGACACUUCCAUCAACCAAUUCUCCUCGAAAGUCAAAGGCUCAGUUCGUUCCUUCGAUGCCUUCUCUACCGAAUUCCCAAGCUUCUACCACGGAAGAAGAAGAUGAAAUUCCCGGGAGCGAGACUGCUGAGGAAGAUUUCAAAGAUCAUGAAAUACCGAAGCAGGAACCCAUGUCUCCCAAACUUCCCUUUCAAACUGAUGCACAGCCUGAGAUUUCUAAAAAUGAAUCCUUUCCAAUCUUCAAGGAUGAACCAAACGAGGAUGCCAUGUUAUCCAGUGAAAACUCUUAUCAAAGCUCUCCCGGUGAAGCCCGUUUGCAGGCUCGUGCUCCCGAGGACAUGGCUAUGUUGCGUGAAACCCAACCGUUGGCUCCGGUGGACAUAAAUAGUCUUCCAAGAUAUUCGGUUCCCAAACGACCUGAAUUUGGAAGCAAAAAAGAUACUAUUAACCAGGAGGAAUUUGACGACGUGGUUCGUGGUAAGAAACGAAAGUUAUUGCCAGCAUUUGAUUGUCCUGAUUGCCAAAAAUUUUACAAGCUACAUGGUCCUAUUAAGGAUACUGGCAUUGCUCUAGCGUGGAACGACGAGAAUCGAAAACCAAAUAGCUUGCCUCAUUCUUGUCCCCAUAAUACACUUGUACAAAAGGUUGGCCGUCAUCGACGUGUCGUGCCUCCAAAAAAAAUUCCUGAUGGGUUUUGGGAAAGUGACUUUAUUGAUUAAUACUUGAGAUUUGAUAUGAAGGAUCUUUUGACUUUAUUUGUUUUCUUACCUUUCGAAUUACAAAUGCCUAAUGUUUAGGAACAAUGCUACCAUGUUGCCGCUAAUUAUAAUAAAGGGGUGCAUAAGCAACAGUUCGUUUCCAGAAUAAAUAGUUUUAAAAUUGAUGAGAUUGACGAUGAUGUUAUAUAUUUAAACAAACUUUUGAGCUUGCUACUCGCUUCUUCAAAGAAUAAUAGAUCUGAAACGCUC